This is a messenger RNA of Drosophila bipectinata, 5382 nucleotides long. It is a transcript of the gene Bap170, whose product is annotated as Brahma associated protein 170kD. NCBI's taxonomy places the organism in Eukaryota, Metazoa, Arthropoda, Insecta, Diptera, Drosophilidae. Gene Ontology annotation, molecular function: DNA binding. Gene Ontology annotation, cellular component: SWI/SNF superfamily-type complex. Gene Ontology annotation, biological process: regulation of DNA-templated transcription. The record is from RefSeq and is a predicted model, not a curated record.
AAAAUGCAACUCCAAAGAGCGUUUUCCAACACCAUGCCAUAAAACGCGUCCGCGUCGUAAUUUUUGUGGAGUUUUUAAUUAGUUAAUUUUAAUAUUGCGUGUCUUACCUAUUCAAAAUAAUGUGUUAAGAAGUUACUGCUGACAAAAAACGCGAAUUUUAGUGGAAAUGAGCACCUCCACAAUAGACAGUGUGCGGGUGCUGCUUCAGUCGCUACCCGCAGCUGCCAACAACAACGUUGGCGCCCUGCCGGGAGAAAUGCAGACGCCGGGAAAGGGCAUGGCGAUGAUGGCACCGGUCGGCACUCCACUGCGCGCCAGAAAUCAAAUACCGCCGGUGCCAGAGAAGAUCGAGGAAAAGCCUGUCUCGGCCCCUGAGGAGUUCUGGCGUGACUUGCAGCAGUUUCAUGAGCGACGGGGCACACCCAUGACCCAAACGGCCAAGAUUAAUGGAAAACAGGUGGACUUGUACAAGCUAUACCAAGAGGUGACCGAUCGUGGUGGUUUCAACAAAGUAAACCUGCGGGACGAGUGGGAUGAGGUGUACAGUGCGUUAGAGACCCUUCGGGAGCGAUGUGUCAAUGGUACCGCUGGUAUCAAGCAUAUCUACCGGCGUUAUCUGGACAAGUACGAGCGCCUCAAUUUCUUUGGUGAGGAUCCGGACAAGAUGGAGGCCCUGGAGGCGGCCAUUGAGAAUGCUGAGCUGGGCGGAAGUCGCGCUCGUUCAAGGGCUCUGGCCGGAGGAGGUGGAGGCGGUGGCUUAAGUAGCAUCUUUGGCCUAGCACACUCAACGCUUCCGGCAGUACCAAUGUCAUACAACCAGCGGCAACACUCGGUAAAUACAGAGCGACGGAGACAAUACAAGCUAUCUACCCAGCUCCACCGGCACAGCAGCUACGAAAAGCUGUUGCUAUCCUUGCUUUCGCCUUUGCCCAACGAGCAGGACUUUGCCAUCAACGUGUGCACGCUAAUGGCCAACGAGGUGCGACACACUCUGCAGCUCUCAGAGUGCCCCAAGCUGCUGGACGUGCUUCUGGCCCACUUGGGUGUGUAUGCAGAUUUUACCAUACGUCAGCUUUUUCAGCACAGCUAUGCUGAGGUACGGCAGCAUUCGCAGCUCAGUUUUUGGAGAGAUCUAUUGUACGACAGGCCGCAGAUCCUUGAGCUCUACACAGAUGAGCAGGCUUGGCUAGACAACGGUCUCAUCACCAAGGAGGACAGCGAGGACUCCGCCGGUCGCAGUGAUCUGCUGGCGGCCUGUGAUGAGCUGGACUUCCUCAACCUGCGACGCAGCAAUGGCACAGACGAACGAAUGGGCCAGCGCGUGCUUCAGAUUGUUCAGCUCAUUCGAACCCUUAGUUUCCAUCAAGAAAAUCACGCAAUCCUGUCGUCUAACCGCACUCUUUGGCGAUAUCUGGUCAUGGGUGCCAAUGUACGAUGGAGUAAUGUUCACAUUCAGGCAUUGGAAACGGCUGGUAACCUGGCCCAUCAGUUCGAGCUGCAGGACCCAACGACGGAUGAGCUUUCGCGAAAUCUAUUGGCCACACUCUGCGAGGGCGUUGACUCGAAUGACCGGGCUGUGGUCAUCUGUUGCCUCGAGAUCCUUUACAAGCUUUGUGGUCGGGAGGGAAAUUCUCAGCAUAUCAACCGAUGCCUGGGCCUGGACUUCUACCAGCGCGCUAUGCUCUUGCUUUCGUUGACGGAUGUGAUGCUGUUGAUAUUUACCCUCGAGGCGGUCUAUGCUCUUAGCUCCCUUGGAGCUCGUCCCUGUUCGAUGCUUAUGCAGGUGCGCGGACUAGUGGACCAAUUGGUUGCUCUUAUAACGGUGGAAGCUCAGACAUACGGCGCCGAUGGAUGCAUCCUCAUGCGCGUAGUAGAGGUGGUGCCGGGCAAUAUGAUCGCUUCCAUGUCCCAAAACGUGCCCGCCCUGCAGACGCCAGCUACGGGGGCAGCGGCUGCUGUUCUCACAUCGCUGCCCCCUUCUCUUCAGGUUGCUGUUAAGCCACCCGUGGCGCUUCCUACUCCCUCGCCUGCCCAGACCCAGGUACUAUUGCCUUUCGCGGAACAGCCGGCCAUAUCCAGUUCUGUGCCGGCUCAGACAGUGACUGUAGUUCCAACUCUUCCGACUGUGCCCAGCCUACCGGUGCCUAGUUUGCCGCAAGUGCAUCUACCAGUGCCCAGCCUGCCACAAGUUCAGUUGCCUCCAAUCACCACGACGGUUGCGCUGCCGACUCCGCCUUCCGCCCCUCAGAGCUUCACGCACGAGGACGAGCAGUACGCCCUGUCCUGGCUGGGAGCUACAUACGAGAGGGCAGGUGCUGGGCACGAGCUGCGCGUAGAGCAAGCGGAGAUGUACCGGAUAUAUCUAUCCCACUGCCAGAAGUCUGGAAAGCUGUCGGUGGUUAACCACAAGCAGUUUCCGCGCCUGGUGCGGUUGAUAUUUAACCAAUCAGUAGGCCCGGUUAUUGUGCGGCAGUUGGAUGGCACGGAGCUGCCAGGAACGUACUAUGUCGGAAUUCGGAUGCGCGCCCAACCGCUGACUGUGCAACAGAAACCUGUCCCCAGCAUGGUGCCCGUCAAGAAGGAGGCUCUGAUUCUGCCAAAACCUUCGCAAGGCGAACCUGCAGAAGGUGCUACUGAAGAAACGACGGCUAAUCCCACCGCCUCCACGCCGCCACCGAGCUCCUCUCUGAUCAAAAGCCUGCUGGCCAACAAGGUUACUGAGCGGCAGCAGAAGCAAAAGGCACAGGGGCAGUCGCAGGUCCAGACGACGCAGCCGCCUGCUUUGGUGGCGACCACCGCUUCGGUUACUGCCGGAACACAGCCUAUUAAGGUCACCUCCACAGCCAUUAGCGCCUUUGUGAACAACCCGCUGAUGCAGCACACGCCGGUGAAGGUGGGGCAAACCACAAUUAAGCCACUGCAUCCACAGUUGACAAUCGAGAAGAAGCCGAUCACGGAUUCUGCGCCCCCGCCCCUCGCACCGCUCAGUGGUGCAAAUGUUGUGACCAAGGACACCACCGGGCGCAAUCUAAUAAUUGCAGCAGCCGCUGCCAAACGGAAACUUACGAUAGACGAUGAGCAAAAUAAGAGAAUUGCUCUGGAUGCAGUGGGCUCUUUAGCCUCUGCCGCAGGCUCUAAGGAUGAGCCACACGUAACGCCCUCAAAGAACGCGGCCAACCUCUACGCAGACUUGGCGGCUUCGAUCUUGGAGGACGAGGACCUGGAUGACGUUCCACCGCUAGCAAAGACCAGCCAGGAGCAACCCCAGCAGCAGUCGCAGCAACAGCAGCUCCAGCUCAUUCCAGCCAAAGUGCAGCCGACCCAGCGCCAGUUGCUGUUUCCCGCUAGCAGCGUGUCCUCCCCAGCGCCGCCCCCGCAACUCAAGCUGGCCACUACAGCUACAAUCAAAACAGACCAAGGACUGCAGACUGUGCCGGUUAUCAUACAGUCGAAGACAUCCAUGGACGCUGCACCUGCGCCGCAGACUCAGUAUGUCCUGGCCACCAACCAGCAGGGACAGACGUACUUGGUUGCCCAACAAACUCAACCGGCUGUUCAAGCACCAACUCAGUCAGCUCCGCCGACGCUGCUGGUAACCCAGGCCCCGCAGCAACAAACGAAGACCAUCAUUAUUCUCCAGCAGCCAGGAGGAGCGACGGCAGCUAACGUGCCGGGAACGCAAAAAGUGUUUAUGACCACGCCGCAGGGCCAGCAGGUUCUGGUCACCACCACUACAGGCCCGCAGACAGCACAGACUCGCACGGGAGCGCCCCCGCAGCAAAUAUUCCUUGCUCCCCAGCGUCCUGUGCCAGCACUGGGAGCUGGCCAAAUGUCGCCCUCCCUGCUUUCACAACUUAACCAGAUACCGGCUACCAUUAAGCUCCACCAGCCGCAACCACAGCCGCAACUAGUUUCGCCGCAGGUGUUGCCGCAACAACGCCUUAUGGCCACAAAAACGGGCGCAUCCCUGCCCAUUCCGCAGUUGCAGCAGCAUCAGUCCAUCAUCCAGCAACACAUCAUCUCAGGCCCUGCGACGGCAUCUACCACCGCUGCUGGAAGCGUGGCGGUUGUGCCCGAGAAAAGGCAGAUUCUCCUUGGGGGCAUCAAGGAGACGACUCUUAUCACUCAGACCCCGGCCACCGCCACACCGGUGCAGCAAAGUCAGUUGAAUUCGCAGACGAUUAUAACUUCCCAGCCGGCGCCCACAGCUUCCGGCACCGUAACCCUGCAGCAACAGCAGCAGCAGCAUAUCCGCACCGUUUUGGAGCAACAGACCCAUCAUCCUUCUAUUAUUCAGCAGAAGAUUUCAAUGCCAGCUAUUUCAGAACCAGCCAAACCGAAGAUGGCGGCCGUAUCAGUUCCAGCAACUCCGCCAGGAACCUCUAUUGUAGCAAAGAAGGCCUUACAGCCCCAUCCUACUUCCCAAAAGGUUGCAACCACCCAGGCAGUUGUUGUAUCUCAAGCGACUAUAAGCGAGCCCGCGGCGGGUGUCGGGGCUAAGGCGGUUGUGGCGGGCACCAGCGAAACCAAACCAGCCGACCAGCCUGCCAAUGUAACAGCUACAGUCGUCACCAGCAGUAGUAGCAGUGCGGUGGUGGUCAGUCAAAGCGUGUAUGCCGCACCCCCCACCAGUAACAGUCCCACGCCGACUCCCUCCGCUGUGCCAGUGGAUGCCAACUGGUUGUAUAUUUGUGACUGGCGCAACUGCCCUCGCCGAAAGUUCAAGUCGCUGAACGACCUCAAGUAUCACGUGUGCAACGUCCACUGUCCCGAUCACUUGGAUUCGGACGCGGACAUCUACUGUCAAUGGGGUAGUGGACCAACCUUUUGUGACAACAGGGCCCGCAAACGAUACUCUCUGAUGACUCACCUAAUAGAUCGCCAUUUGACAACGGAGAAUCUCCGAGCUGCCAUGCAGCGUCGCCUGGCCACUGGCAUCCAUAACGUAGCACCCACCCAGCCCUCUGUGACCAUAGUUCGCAAUGAGAGUCAUGGUCAACGACUGGCGGGAACCGGGACCGGUCCGUCUUCGGUGUCCUCCCCAGCUCCGACAGCGGCAAUUGUUGGCAGUGCCGCGAUGCAGGCCAUGAAUAGACACACCACGGACUACACAAACUCCAAGGAGCUGAUGGACGAGAACGAGGGCCCUGUCACUAAGAGUAUUCGCCUCACAGCGGCGCUCAUCCUUCGGAACCUGGUCACGUACUCCUCGACGGCCAAGCGCUGCUUAAAGCGGUACGAGCCCCACUUGGCCAACGUGGCCCUGAGUAAUGUGGAAGCCAGCGGAGUACUCUCUCACAUCAUGUACGAGCUAAGCCAGUAGCUUCAUAGUAAUUUUAAAAUCCUAACAAAUUGUUUAAUAAAUUGACUUUUACACUGUAA